AUGAACGUCAACAAGAAGCUCGGCCGCCUCAAGCAGUGGGCUGGAGAGAGGAUGGGCGGCGAGAUCAAGACCAACGUCUCGGACGACUUCAAGCUGCUCGAGAUGGAGAUGAACCUCAGGCAAGAAGGAAUGGAGCGUCUGAACAAGGCCAUGGCGGCGUAUGUCAGGGCCAUCUCGAAGCGCAGCGAGGGCGAGGACAAGGAGAAGCUCUUCCCAAUUGGAAACUUGGGCGGCGUCAUGGUCGCGCAUGGCGAGGACUUUGCCAGCAACUCCGAGAUCCAGGAGCAGUAUGUCGCAGCUGCAACCUCUAGCUGGCUAGAAUCUCUGGAACGGUCUCUCAACCAGCUGAAGGAGUACCAGGCGGCUCGCAAGAAGCUGGAGAACCGGCGGCUGGCGUAUGAUACCUCCCAGGCAAAGAUGCAAAAGGCCAAAAAGGAAGAUUUCAGGGUCGAAGAAGAGCUCCGGUCGCAGAAGGUCAAGUACGAAGAGGCAACUGAAGAAGUCCUUCGUCGCAUGAUGGAUAUCAAGGAGUCUGAGCCUGAGUGCACCGCAGACAUGAGCGCCUUUCUCGAUGCGCAGUUAAACUACCAUGAAAAAUGCCGCGAGGUUCUCCUCCAGCUCAAGGACGAGUGGCCUGCUGGACCAACGCAGCAGUUCAACUCGUAUGGCCGCCGGUCAACCCUGACUCGCUCCAACACCUCUUUCAACGACCAGAUGGCAGGCGAGGACACGUACCAGUCCUCUUCCCAGCAGCCAGGCACCUCUAGGUCCCGCGAGCCCUCUCGGCCGGGCCUGGGUGGGCGUCAGCCAACCUUCGAGGGUCCAACGCAGCUCCGCACCAGGAGACCGUCUCCCUCCCCUGCACCAGCCCUACGAACCCCCCUCCGAACCGCGAGUGAUAGCAUCUCUCCGGCCACGAUUGGCAGUAGUGCGGCCGGUAUAGCUAAUGCACGCUCACAGCUGCGGGUUAUCAGCCAGGGGUACAAUGGCGGCAACAACAACAAUAAUAGUAACACUCACAAUGAUGGCUACUACGACUCUACCACGGACGACGGGGCGUCUCCCGUCAGGAACAGUCCAGACCAGUACUAUAGUUCCACCAGCACGUCUCCCUUGCGGACUGUACCGGCGUCAGGCCAGGUUCCCACACCAGCGUCGGGUUCAGGGUCAGGCACCGCGACACCCGUCAAGAAGCCGCCGCCUCCCCCUCCACCAUCAAGGUCGAAGAAACCCCCGCCACCUCCUCCGCCACCAAAACGCUCUGUCUCUGCUUAUGCCGUGUAG
Trichophyton benhamiae CBS 112371 is the source of this 1284-nucleotide messenger RNA. Its product is annotated as BAR domain protein. Gene Ontology annotation, cellular component: cytoplasm. The record is from RefSeq and is a predicted model, not a curated record. The coding region runs from base 1 to 1284 and encodes 427 amino acids. Gene Ontology annotation, molecular function: protein binding. Lineage: Eukaryota; Fungi; Ascomycota; Eurotiomycetes; Onygenales; Arthrodermataceae. The transcript is spliced from 5 exons.